Messenger RNA from Vicia faba (fava bean), 408 nucleotides. Lineage: Eukaryota; Viridiplantae; Streptophyta; Magnoliopsida; Fabales; Fabaceae. The record is from the annotation of a GenBank genome assembly.
AUGAUGGAGGACCCAACAGUGCAGAAGAUGGUUUAUCCAAACAACAUGGGUGGAGGCACUGAAUGGGACAGUCGAAUGAUGGACACCUUAAAGAAUUUCGACCUUAAUAGUCCUGCUGUUAAACAACAAUUUGAUCAAAUUGGGCAGAAACUAGGGGAAGGUGUGAAAGGGGUGUAUAUCUCGAUAGACGUGGAUUGUCUUGAUCCUGCAUUUGCUCUGGGAGUGUCUCAUAUUGAAUCGGGAGGUCUUUCUUUCCGCGAUGUUCUUAACAUCCUACACAAUCUUCAAGGUGAUGUUGUUGCUGGAGACGUCGUUGAACUCAACCCACAACGCGAUACUGUUGAUGGAAUGACUGCUAUGGUAGCUGCUAAGUUGGUCAGAGAAAUGGCUGCAAAGAUUGCAAAAUGA